Molecule: messenger RNA, 1334 nt
Organism: Cuscuta campestris
Lineage: Eukaryota; Viridiplantae; Streptophyta; Magnoliopsida; Solanales; Convolvulaceae
Source: the annotation of a GenBank genome assembly
CAUACUUUCAUUCCUUCAUCCAAAUCUACUUAGUCCAUCUCUCGUUUUUCAAAAGAAUCUCAAUCAUGGCCGGAGGAAAGUCCAAGAGCAAGGCCUCCAAGAAGAAGACCGUCGCCGAGGCCACGAGCUCUGCGCCUCAACCCUUCCCGUACCUGGACGGAUCCUUCAUGGAGUUCGGGUCGGAAGAGGAACUCACACGCUUCAUCACCCACUUCGCCAAACGCCGCAUCUCUCCGCCAAGGGUGCUGCCCGAGUUGUUUCCUCAGCAGAAGGGAUACCACGACCUCGACGAUCAACUGAAGAAGUCGGGUUUGUGGCCCUUCUUGCCCACUCGCGGUGACGACAUCGCGACUUAUGGUGGCGAUGAUUGGAUCCUCAACAAUGAGGCGGUGGUCAUCCAAGAGCUUGGAAUCACCAACCUCAUCUGUCACAGCGGCACACCAACCAUCCACUCAGCCCCGCCGGAAAAGCGUCUCCUACUCUACAUCCUCACCCGGAUUCUUCGCCCCCGGGACAGUAGCCACACCUCUCUCUCCAACGAGGAUCUCAAGGCGGUUCAUGCUAUCAUCCAUGGCACCUCGAUCAAUUGGGCAAAAUACGUCAUGAUUCACAUGGCGGAUUGCGCCUCCAUCACCACCGAGCGGAGCUUGCCAUACGCCUUCCUCGUCAUGGACCUCAUCGUCUCCGCCGACAUCCACAUCGCCGGGCCAAGCACGAAGAUGACGAAGAUUUGGAUCAUCCAAGAUAGCACCUUACGGAAGAAGUCCGGAGACCAAGACGGCGAAGGACCAAGUCGGGCUCCAGCCCCCGCUCCCGCCAAGGCCUCCUUACAGUCCAUAGCCGAUACCCUGAAUCGGCUAACCAUCACCGUGGACGGCAUGGGCCAAUACUUGGAGCGGAUGGAUAGCACGCUGCAACGCCAACACCACGACAUGAGGGCGUUCUUCCGCGGCAUCAACUACGUCCCGCCGCCCUUUGACACCACCUUCCUCGGCCAGAACUAUGAAGGCGAGGUCGAGGAGGACAACUCCUAUGCUCCGUCCUCCUCCCCCGACGAAGCCGACUUUGAGGACGCUGUCGACGGGGAUCCCAUGGACGUUGAGGACGACAAAGAAGACGAUGACGCCGAGGACAAGGACGCCGAUGCCUAGACUCUUCUUUUCUUUCCUUUUCCUACUAUGAUUGCACUUCUUAUACUUCCAUUCCGUUGUAUUCUGCAUUUUCCCUUAUUUUAAUAAAAGUUCACUUUUAAAUUCUAAAGUUUACUUUAAUUCUUUUUGUUAAUGUCAAAAGGGGGAAGAUAUCAAGGUUAUGCAUAAAUUGAGGGGGAAUUC